AUAGAUAGAUACUAGGGCCUAAUCCCAGCUAGCUGGCUCAAUGCAGUAGGUCACAGGUGGCAUUAUGACAUCAUUAUGACAUCACAGACACUAGGUGGUAAUAAAUUGCUGCUGCUGGGAGGUGCGGCUUUGAUAGGUGAAGGAGUCGUUGUCGUCUAAGGACGAAAUUGAGAAGAAUGAUGAAAAUUAUUCUUUUUGCUAUUUUUCUCCUGGUGAGCUUGCUCACCAUGGGGACCCAAGGCCGGCCUAUAUAUCCAUCUGAAGGUAAGGGAGGAUUAUUUCUAGGACUUUCUCUAUUAGUAAGGAUUGAAAAACAAAAUUAAACAGGAUUACAGGCCAAUUAUCAUAGCAGAGCCCUAUGGCUGAUGUGACCGCCCUAUUUAUUAUUAUUUUAAUUACAAAAGUAUAUGUAAUUUCUUUUUAAACAUAUUGCAGUAUUGUACAUGUUACUAUGUUUUAAAUUUGAAAAAAGAAGACUGAACACCCGUCACUUUAUCAGACAGACAAGUGUUAUGUUAUUAUUAUAUAUACACUACACUGUCUCUUAUUUCCUUCUUUACACCGUGUGGGGUAUUUUAGGGAGCGCCAGCUUCCAACACCCCUCUUAUUCUGUAUGUAUUUAUCCCAGCAUUUACCCGCCCUCAUUAUGUGUCGCUGCGAUAUAAGUACCGAUGUAAUUCCUGUUCUGGUAACACUAUCGUAUAAUGUCGCUGCCAGAGCAAAAGCAUCAACAAUGCUUCAUUCCUGUGUCAGGGUUUUCUUUAUUCUGUGUCUAGUAUUUAUAGGAUGUUUUAUUAUUACUACAGAGCAAAUAAUAUAAAUACAAUGUGUAGAUAGAUAUAUAGACAGACAGACAGAUAGAUAGUGAGAGAUAGAAUAAUAGAAAGUCUCUUUGUUUUAACAUAUAAUGUAGCUUUGUGCUGGGCCAUAUAAAACACACUUUAUACACCUAUUGGGCCUAAUCCCAGCUAGCUGGCUCCAUGCAGUAGGUCACAGGUGGCAUUAUGACAUCAUUAUGACAUCACAGACACUAGGUGUUAAGAAAUUGCUGCUGAUAGAUUGAUAUAAAAAUAGAUAGAUAGAUAGAUAGAUAGAUAGAUAGAUAGAUAGAUAGAUAGAUAGAUAGAUAGAUAGAUAGAUACUAGGGCCUAAUCCCAGCUAGCUGGCUCCAUGCAGCAGGUCACAGGUGGCAUUAUGACAUCAUUAUGACAUCACAGACACUAGGUGGUAAUAAAUUGCUGCUGCUGGGAGGUGCGGCUUUGAUAGGUGAAGGAGUCGUUGUCGUCUAAGGACGAAAUUGAGAAGAAUGAUGAAAAUUAUUCUUUUUGCUAUUUUUCUCCUGGUGAGCUUGCUCACCAUGGGGACCCAAGGCCGGCCUAUAUAUCCAUCUGAAGGCUCGGCAGAGGCGCCAUUGGCGCAAGCUUCUCAAUCGAGGAGCUUUAAUUGGCAUCAAGUUACACUGGAUUGGAAAACCGUUGGUACCAACAUCGGUUUCAUUGGACUAGUGAUACUUGCCGGAAUAUGCCUUUGCUGUACUGCAUACUUCCAAACAUUGAAGGAGUGUCUGAGUAAUGCCUUCCACCGGCUGAUUUACGGAGUAGUGCAAGAUGACAUCGAGACACUACUGCAGCAACAUCUACCCCAGCGAGCACACAGAUACCUGGAAUUGGACGAUGAUGAUGAUGAUGAAGAUGAAGAACCCCGUGGAAAACAUCACUACCAUGUGAAACACGAGAUGGGUCAUCAUCAGAGGGACCACCACCAGAAACACCAUGUAGCGGAGCGUCAUAACAUUGUACGCAACGGGAGAAAGGACCCCAGGCAGAUGAAGAAAGAACAAAAACCAUCCAUAAAGAAGAUCUUAAAGAAGCCCAUCCAGAAACUGAAUGUUAAAAAAUUUGUGCCGAAAGCGCCUAAGAUCGUCCAGAAACUGAAGGUGCCCAAAUUCAUCAAAAAAAUGAGGCGCUAAAAGUCACCAUUCAGGAAGGACGGCAUUAACAACCCUGUCCUGUGGUGAUUUUCUGGAUGCUUGGCUGUUUCUGGCUUCAGAGGCUUGAUGGUGCCUAUUACAUUCUCCUGGCCGGUCCUGCCUUGGAUACUGUGGCACUGACCAUCGUGCGCAGACUGCAAACAUCUUGGAGGCCUCCUGCUGGUCUCUCUGUCAUUCCUGGUACUGCCGCUGACACCGCACUCUAGUGCUGAGCUACGUGGAGCUGGUCUCUGCUGUGGCUUCUUAUCCAUUCUGAGUGCUGGUGGUUAACAUCAAAAAUUUGCCUAAAUUAAUAAAGAUCUUCUUGGGCACUUUUGUGUAUUUGUACAUUGAAAACAUAUGCUUUAUUUUAGAGGUAUUGGAAAACAGUACGCAAGGGCAUCAAAGUGAAAUAAUUUAAAUACAUUUAGAUUAUUGUGGAUGUAAUGCAAAAACCACAGUGUUUAUUAGUAAAAUAUAUACAAAGUAUAUUAAACAACAUAAGACAUAUUCAUAAAUACAUGGUCAAGUCACAUUAUUUUGACCACCAGCUAAUAGCCAGAGUAACCGCCGUGUACAGCGCGGAGAGCAGCUAAAUGGCUUGAACUGCCACUUAAGACAGAUGUCUGGUAACCCCUAGGUUAAGUUUGAUUGUGAGCUGCUCCACUGUAGCGUUUCAGUCGGCCCUCAUGCACUUUGCAGCGGACGUUCACCUCUCACAUGAAUGGCAUGUGAUGCUCCAUAGUUUUCACAUCAGUUAUUUGCAAUGGUGCCGUUUGACUAAGAAUCUUUAAUACUUUCUAUGCUAUGAUUUAAAUUUUAGACUUUAGCCCCUGCACCGUCUUAAGUGUCCCGGGUCCCCCAAAUCCUUAAUCCAGCUCCGCGGUGGUUAUAGGCACACCCAAUAGACAUUACUAGGCACACUCAAUAGGCGGUGCUAGACACACCCCUCUGGCAGUGCACACCCUAAUAAAUGUGCUGCAUACGCCCAUGCAGAGAGAUCCCUAUGGCUACAUUCAAUUACAAAUAAGGGUUCUCAUGGCCACUUAUAUGGAUCUACUUGUGAGCACAACACACUAUGUGAACAAGCCCUGGGAUAAAUCUGGACCACCGUAUAAUGGAUUGUUAUAUAACAAAUCCUGCUCCAGAUUUAUCCUUCUUUACACAAUUGCUCACACUGGUAUUGAACCGUAAUUAUAUCUUUCAGCAGAUACUUGGUUGUGGUAUGGGGACGCCUACAGCACCGGCAUAUGCCAGCACAUUUAUGUUCAGGUUAGAGAGUGACUUAUUCUUCGGGGAACAGCGAUUUCGGAGGAACAUUCACUUCUAUAUCCGAUACAUUGAUGACAUAUUCAUCAUUUGGCAGGGCCCAACAGAUUAUUUCAUAGGUAAAAAUAAUUCUUGGGAUCCAAAUAUAAAAUUCACUUUUAACAUCCAGUCCAUACACUUUCUUGAUGUGGCAGUAAUUAAGGAGGGACAGGGGUUUAAAGAUUUUGCCCACUGGUUCAGAAUGAUGAAGACUUGCCACAGACAUGGUAAAAAAAACUAGGGAUUAGAUUGUCCACUAGUCUAAAAAGCCUGGUGAUAACAGUAUAAAUGUCUUGGAUAUACCACAUGUGCAUACAUUGAAACGGGCAACUCUUUUACCCAUGCCCAUACGGGGGAAAAGGAUACCGAUUAGGCACAUCCUUAUCCGCACUAUGAAAUAGGUAGUACAUUUUAUCCGCUGCCCUCACGGCUUAUAUUACAUAGGCAAGACCAGGGCUGGACUGGCUCACAGGGGAAACCCCCGGCGGGCCCUACUCCCUGUGAGCCCACCCCUUCCUCUAUGGAUCAAGCUCAUUAUACAUAUAUUACAGUAUAAUGCACAGGACUAUGGUGUAUUUAAUACAGUGCAUUGCUGUUAUUGAUCUGGUACACUAUCAUGCAUGAAUUAACAGUAUUUACUAUAUAUAUAUAUAUAUAUAUAUAUAUAUAUAUAUUUAUCAAGGGGUCCAGAUCACACACUCACUAAUAGUUAGCCAAGUCUCUAAGCAUGGGCCCCUACCACUGCAUUCCCCCGGUGGGCCCUUCAUGCCCUGGCCUGACACUUGGCAAGACAUCCUGAUAAUUCCACGAGCGUAAGGCGCAGUAUUGCAGCGCCAUUAGAAUGGCUUUAGAAGGAAAAGAGAUUGACCAACCUGUGGCCAAACAGUUUCGAGACAGGAACCAUAAUUUGGCAUCACUGAAGUAUAAAAUCAUAGGUACAGUAUUGUAAGAUAAAAGAGGAGAGAAUAGAGAUAAAGGAUUAUUGAAACGAGAAGCAAUGUGGAUAUAUACUUAAAUAUCAUAUACCCACAUGGUCUGACUCUGAAUGAAUAUCUGCCUUUCAAUUCUUUUAUGUGGUUGUUUCCUGAAGCGCUGGUUUCUUUAUAUUGUUUAACUGUGUAGAUUAGCUGCUGCUUUACAGUUUACAGUUUCUGUGGUGACGGGUGCACAUAAUCUAUAUAGUGAUUUAGGGUUCUAUUUACUAAGUCUU
Molecule: messenger RNA, 4487 nt
Organism: Pseudophryne corroboree (corroboree frog)
Lineage: Eukaryota; Metazoa; Chordata; Amphibia; Anura; Myobatrachidae
Exons: 5
Coding region: 1307-1969 (220 amino acids)
Source: RefSeq, a predicted model, not a curated record